This is a messenger RNA of Uloborus diversus, 3092 nucleotides long. RefSeq names its product rap guanine nucleotide exchange factor 2-like. The transcript has 24 exons. Gene Ontology annotation, cellular component: apical plasma membrane; plasma membrane. Lineage: Eukaryota; Metazoa; Arthropoda; Arachnida; Araneae; Uloboridae. The record is from RefSeq and is a predicted model, not a curated record. Bases 16 to 2874 code for a protein of 952 amino acids. Gene Ontology annotation, molecular function: protein binding; guanyl-nucleotide exchange factor activity. Gene Ontology annotation, biological process: Ras protein signal transduction; positive regulation of GTPase activity.
UCGGGCUCCGACACGAUGCGCUCCGCCUCGCUCGACGACCCCGACCUCUCGGGGCUGCAGGAGAGCACCGUCGACUCGGACGAGGAAGAGGACGGGCUCGGACAGUCCAUGGAGAGCCUGACGGCGCGGGACACGGUGCGGGAAUGCCUGGAGAAGGACCCGGCCCUGAGGACGGAGGACGACGUGUCCGUCAUUCUGGAGUACAUGCAGCACCUGCCGGCUUUCGCCAACAUGACCCUGACGGUGCGCAAGGCCCUGUGCGCAGUGAUGGUGUUUGCGGUGGUGGAGAAGGCGGGCGUGGUCGUCAUGAACCACGGGGAGGAGCUGGACUCCUGGUCGGUCAUCAUCAACGGGGCGGUGGAGGUCGAGCUCCCGGACCGGGAGCCGCGGGAGCUGACGAUCGGGGACAGCUUCGGCAUCACCCCGACCAUGGAGAAGAUGUACCAGGUGGGCGUGAUGCGCACCAAGACGGAGGACUGCCAGUUCGUGUGCGUGGCCCAGGGGGACUACUACCGCAUCCUGCACCUGGGGGAGGAGAACAUCCGGAGGCACCAGGACGCGGGAGGACGCCUCUCGCACGUCACCGAGCUCAGGACGGUGGACGGGGCCGGCAACAAGGCGCACGUCAUCAUCCGGGGCACCCCCGAGAGGCUCCUGAGCCAGCUGGUGGAGGACAACUCCAUGGACGUGACCUAUGUGGAGGACUUCCUCCUGGCCUACAGGACAUUCCUCCAGGACUCACAGACUGUGGCGGACAGGCUGCUGUCCUGGUUCGACCAACCCAAGUUCAGGGACAAGGUGACCAGGGUGGUGCUGCUGUGGGUGCACAACCACUUCACGGACUUCGAGACGGACGUGCGGAUGAUGGAGUUCCUCGAACAGUUCGAGCUCAAGCUGGAGAGGGAGAAGAUGCUGGGCCAGCAGCGCCUGUUGAACAUUGCCUGCGCCACCAAGGCCCGGGUUCGGGUGAUCACUUUCUCCCGCUCCACCCGGGAGGAGGUUCUGCACUUCUCCAUCCUGGGCGGCUACGAGACCGGGUUCGCGACCUUCGUCUCCAAGGUCGACCGGGGCUCCAAGGCCGAGGAGGUGGGGCUCAAGAGGGGAGACCAGAUUUUGGAGGUGAACGGCCAGAGUUUUGAAGUUAUGAGUCAUGUACGGGCACUGGAGUUACUGCGAAGCACCACACAUCUUUGCAUCACCGUCAAGUCCAAUUUGCUCGCAUUCAAGGAGAUGCUGAGUGCUCCCGAGAACUCCACCCGAAGAUGUCGCAAGGCUUCAGAAAUCUCCCUGCUGCAGCACGACCCCCGGGCCAGGUCCGGCUCCACCCCCGCCCCCAAGGGGGAGGGGGGCAAGAAGGGGGGAUACUCCACCCUGGGACACAGGGCCAAGCUCAGGAAGGUGCUGGCCAAGAUGAACAUCAUACCCCGCACACUCAACAGUGAGUCCCAGCUGAACGGGUCCGACGACAGCCUGUACUCGGUGAACAGCAGCAGCAGUGGGGGCUCUGUGGGGCAAGAGCUGCUGCGUGAGGGGCAGGUGCACCUGCUGCAGCUGAACAGUGUGGAGCUGGCCACCCAGCUGACGAUCGAGGACUUCAGCAUCUUCCGACAGAUCGAGCCCACCGAGUACGUGGACGAGCUCUUCGAGGUCCGAUCGCGGUACGGGACGCCCAUGCUCUCCAAGUUCGUCGAGUUGGUGAACCGAGAGAUGUUCUGGGUGGUGACGGAAGUGUGCUUCGAGCAUAACCUCAUAAGAAGGAUGCGCAUCAUAAAGCAGUUCAUCAAAGUGGCAAGACAGUGCAAGGAGUGCAAGAACUUCAACUCCAUGUUUGCCAUCAUCAGUGGCCUGGGCCAUGGGGCCGUUUCCAGGCUCAGGUCCACCUGGGAGAAGCUGCCCACCAAGUACUCCAAGCUCUUCGAGGACCUACAAGACUUCAUGGAUCCUUCGCGGAACAUGUACAAGUACAGGAAUCUCUUGUCUUCGGACCACAUACAGCCCCCCAUGAUUCCUUUCUAUCCUGUCCUGAAGAAAGACCUGACGUUCAUUCAUCUGGGCAACGAUUCGGUCAUCGACGACCUGGUGAAUUUCGAGAAGCUUCGGAUGGUGGCCAAGGAAAUCCGGACUGUCAUCGGCAUGUGUUCUGCACCCUACGACCUGUUUGGCAUGCUGGAGAGUGGUGGUGCCCACCCCACCGCGGCCAUGGCCUCGCUCAACAGCUUCGCCACCACCACCAACGCGGCCACCGCAAAGAGGAGGAAGAAGAGCUCCGCACAGCCAAACCCCAAGAAGAUGUUCGAGGAGGCCCAGAUGGUUCGUCGUGUGAAGGCCUAUCUCUCCAACCUGAAGGUGGUGACUGACGAAGACCAACUGCACUCCAUGUCUGUGGACUGUGAGCCCCUCAUCACCUCAAUUCCUGUCUCUUCCCCCACAGUGUCGAGCACUCUCCAGGUGCGCAGGCGGCAGCCUUCCCCCACUCUCUCCGCAGCCAGCAGCAACAGCAGUUCCUCGGACAUCAAGAAAAACCCCAAGUUUGGUGCGGACUCCCCCCAGGCCGUGCGCAAGCUGCUGGCCCUCUCUGACCCCAACAAGGUGCGGCCCCACCAGGCCCCCUCCCGGCCCCCCGCUCCCCCAGACUCCCCCUCCGCGGGGGGCAGGAGGGGGGGCCGGCACCCCGAGGGGCCCGUGGACCUGUACGCCGAGAGCUCCAGCGUGGGGGCCGCCUCCAUACGCAAGUCACAGACCUCGGGCUCCGUGACUUCCUCGGAAGACAGUCGCAGCAACAGCUCCGCAGGAUCCACAGGAUCUCCUCCCCAUCUCAAGCGCAAUGCAUCCGGUCCCAGCGCCCCCUAUGGACGGAGAAAGUUCCCCGACUAAGUGUCUCCGAAACCCCCUCAGUGCUAGAUAGGUGGAUAUCUCUCACAGUAGUGGAAUCCUGCUCAAUGGCGGGAACCUCGUGCACCCCCCCACCUGUGUGAUAAAGUGGUGAUCCCCCAUGUGAUGUUGCGUAGAAGAAAUCAAAAACUCUGGACUCUGAUCCGCGAGAUGAUCCGGAUCGUCUGUCUCAUCCUCCUCGGUUAUAUUCCAAUCGCGGU